CAUUCAUCUUCAAUUCCAUAAACAAAUCACGGUCGGCCUGAUUUCAAAUGGGUCUUGAUCUUGUCUAAGAAAAAAAAAAAGGAUUAUUAUGUCAGCAGAGCUGUUUUUUCAGGCGGAGAAUGAGCAAAGAGCCGGUCGGCAUUCCAAAGGCGUGGGAAUUAACAGUAAGAAAAUCACAAGAAGCUGCAAAAAACAGAACAAACAAACAACAAUCUCCUCCAACAAUAAUGUCCGACGACUUAUCACCAAUGAAGGCCUUAUCUAAUGGCGACCUUUACAGCGGCCAGUUAUCGGACAACUUACCCCACGGGCAAGGCAAAUACCUUUGGACUGACGGUUGCAUGUACGUCGGCGAAUGGAGCAAAGGAAAGAUCAUGGGUAGAGGAAGAUUCAGCUGGCCCUCAGGCGCCACAUACGAGGGUGAUUUCAAAUCAGGCUUUAUGGACGGAAAUGGAACUUAUACAGGAGGAGAAGGAACGUAUAAAGGGAACUGGAUAAAGAACCUUAAACAGGGUAAAGGUACUAAGAACUACGCCAAUGGCGAUUAUUACGACGGGGAAUGGAGAAAAGGUGUUCAAGAAGGACAGGGGAGGUACCAUUGGGGGAACAACGGUAACCAUUACAUCGGCCAAUGGAAAGGAGGAAACAUGAACGGAGACGAAGGUACGAUGAUCUGGUCGAAUGGGAAUCGAUUUGAUGGCAGUUGGGAAGAUGGUUUUCCCAAAGGGAACGGUACGUUUAAGUUUGCAGACGGGAGUUUGUACUUGGGAGUUUGGAAUAAGGAUCCCAAAGAACAGAGUGGGACGUUCUAUCCUUCCACUGCAUCCGAUUCGGGUAACCAGAAUUGGGAUCCGCAGAGCAUUUUCACCAACGAUUUGAACGGAUGCACGGUUUGCCAAGCCGAGAAAGUUUACAUCUUUCCUUGUCAGAAGACGAUUAGUUGGCCGGGUGUUGACGCGGUUAAGGAGGCCAAACCUAGGAGAAUGUCGGUUGAUGGGAGGGUCAACGGUAAUUUACACGGUUUCAACAAUGUCGAUGGAGAAGGCGGCGAUUUGGGAUUGGAAGAAUCGGAUUUGUCGAAACGAACACCUUUGCAUCCCUUAAAAUUCAAGGCGGCUAAGAGACAGGGUCAGACAAUAUCAAAAGGACAUAAGAAUUACGAUCUUAUGCUUAAUCUGCAACUUGGAAUAAGACAUUCGGUUGGAAGACCAGCUCCAUCUACAUCGCUCGAUUUGAAGUCAUCGGCUUUCGAUCCAAAGGAGAAAGUAUGGACAAAGUUUCCGCCUGAAGGAUCAAAACAUACUCCGCCUCAUCAAUCUUGCGAUUUCAGAUGGAAGGAUUACUGUCCGUUGGUUUUCAGGACUCUGAGGAAACUGUUCAAAGUAGAUGCAGCAGAUUACAUGCUCUCCAUCUGCGGAAAUGACGCCCUCAGGGAGCUUUCAUCGCCUGGAAAAAGCGGAAGCUUCUUUUAUUUGACGAACGAUGACAAGUACAUGAUCAAAACCAUGAAGAAAGCCGAAUGUAAGGUUCUUAUAAGGAUGCUCCCCGCUUACUAUAAGCACGUUAGAUCGUUCGAGAAUACUUUAGUAACAAGAUUCUUCGGUCUUCAUUGCGUCAAACUAACAGGUCCUGCCCAGAAGAAGGUUCGGUUUGUUAUAAUGGGUAACCUGUUCUGCACCGACUAUCCUAUCCACAGACGGUUUGAUUUGAAAGGGUCUUCUCUUGGGCGUAUAACGGAUAAACCCGAAUCUGAAAUCGAUGCAAACACCACUCUUAAGGAUCUUGAUCUCAACUAUAUCUUCCGACUUCAGAAAGCCUGGUACCAAGAGUUAUGCAAGCAAGUGGACAGAGAUUGCGAACUUCUAGAGAAUGAGAGAAUUAUGGAUUAUAGUCUUUUAGUCGGCCUACAUUUCCGCGGUGUCACUCCAUCCAUUGAGCAGCCUCGAACGUCUGGCUUUCGUACUCCAACAGGAUCUGAAAAUGGAGGACAAACCCCACCUCGUCUUUCGAGAGUAGACAUGGAUCAUUUGCUUUUGGAGCCCACAAGACGGCCACCGGUGAGCUUAGGUAUUAACAUGCCAGGGCGAGCAGAAAAGACAGUAAGAAAAAAUGAAGGUGAGGCUCAGCUAAUCGGAGAACCGACAGGAGAGUAUUACGAAGUCAUUAUGUUUUUCGGUAUUAUAGAUAUUCUUCAGGAUUACGAUAUAAGCAAGAAACUGGAACAUGCUUACAAGUCUUUCCAGUACGACCCAACUUCAAUCUCAGCCGUGGAUCCAAAACUGUAUGCGAAACGUUUCAGGGAUUUCAUUUACAAAGUGUUCUUGGCGGAUGAGAGUUAA
Molecule: messenger RNA, 2339 nt
Organism: Impatiens glandulifera
Lineage: Eukaryota; Viridiplantae; Streptophyta; Magnoliopsida; Ericales; Balsaminaceae
Product: phosphatidylinositol 4-phosphate 5-kinase 6-like
Exons: 7
Coding region: 120-2339 (739 amino acids)
Biological process (GO): phosphatidylinositol metabolic process
Molecular function (GO): 1-phosphatidylinositol-4-phosphate 5-kinase activity; ATP binding
Source: RefSeq, a predicted model, not a curated record